Necator americanus (New World hookworm) is the source of this 1140-nucleotide messenger RNA. RefSeq lists its product as uncharacterized. Gene Ontology annotation, biological process: potassium ion transmembrane transport; stabilization of membrane potential. NCBI's taxonomy places the organism in Eukaryota, Metazoa, Nematoda, Chromadorea, Rhabditida, Ancylostomatidae. Gene Ontology annotation, cellular component: plasma membrane. The coding region runs from base 1 to 1140 and encodes 379 amino acids. Gene Ontology annotation, molecular function: potassium ion leak channel activity; outward rectifier potassium channel activity. The transcript has 11 exons. The record is from RefSeq and is a predicted model, not a curated record.
AUGGGGCUUGAGAUCUUCUCCAUAAACAAUAAAGUUAUUGUCGACAUGGAAGGCAAAAUGCGUGAUAGCAACGCUCGUUUAUACAUUGGAGGACUUGUGAUGCUGGUUUAUCUACUGAUCGGAGCUAUUGUUUUUGUAAGGCUUGAGUAUCCACUGGAGCGAAUCGAGCGCGAAACACAUUGGGAAUAUAGGGAGCAAUGGAAAGAUAGACUGAUCUCGGCUGGUAUUGAAGCGGUACGUGGUCGUACUAUAAUCACCGUUGCGAUUCUCCUCGUCAGCUAUCUAGUCGCAGGCGCAUUUGUCUUCCAAGCUCUAGAAUAUGGUCAUGAAGUUGAAGCUAGAUCGAAUUUCUCUUUUGCAAUACAUCGUUUCAAGAACGCUACUGGAGUUAAUCAGUCCGAGAUAGACCGACUAUUCGCUGAUAUUCGCGAUGCCGCCUUGAACGGCAUUUGGAUGGAGAAGAAUGUGACGAGUUCACCAAAUUGGUCCUUCGGCCAAGCGUUCUUUUUUGCUGGAACUCUCAUCAGUACUGUUGGCUAUGGUCGCGUCUCACCAAGAACGGAACAUGGAAAAUUGUUUACAAUUGUGUAUUGUAUCAUUGGCAUACCGCUAACCCUAGCCUUACUGUCUGCAAUAGUAGCACGUCUCAGAAAACCGUCGCAGUUGUUGCGUGGAUUCCUGAACAAACACUUGGCGCACAUUUUUCACGCUGGACAGAUUCAGAUGUUCCAUCUUGCAACAGUAUGUUUGCUUCUUCUUGUCUUCGUAUUUCUCAUCCCUGCUUGGGUCUUCACCAACAUUGAACCCGACUGGACUUUCUUGGAUGCUUUCUAUUACUGUUUCGUGUCGCUGACAACAAUUGGAUUAGGCGACUAUGAGCCGGGUGAUAGCCCCGAUCAAGAGUACAGAAACGUGUACAAAGUAAUAGCAACAGUGUAUCUGUUAGUGGGUCUGUGUUGUAUGAUGUUGUUCUUGGCUACACUUUACGAAAUCCCACAUUUCGAUUUAACACGGUUCUUCUUGAAAACAGAGGAGGAGUCCAGAAUGGUUGACGAGAAUGACGUGGGUCCGAAAUAUGGCCGGUUCUCCGAAGAUGGGGCUUCCCAAUCUUACGAAAAUGGAUUCUACCAUUCUCACUAA